AUGUUGGCCUGGCGUCGUGGAAUGCCACAUCCAAACAUAUUCCAUGGCAUCCUGCUUUCUUACCGGGACAUCUACGCCGAGGCGGCUGCCCUACUGUACUCGGCCAACCGAUUCGUGCUUCACUACACAAUACCCGGAUCCCUCGAUUCCCUGCAUGCCCUAACUACACCGGCGCUGUCGUCCCUUACUGCUUUCAAGCUUGUGCUCAACCAGGCCUCCUGUCAUCUGCGAACCCCCACCACUCCGGCUCCCGAAUGGGAUGACGACGACCCCUUAAUGGCAGCGCAAGCCUUGCUAUGCGGCUGGCGCGCGGCUGUCCACCAUCUGUCCUCUUACAUCGGCCCGGGACGAUUGGAGCUCAGCCUGGUUUGCGACAUUGAUCCUCAGUACAAAGGGGCCGUCGACCUAGCCAACUCGGUACUUGAACCGCUUCGCCUUUUGCCGCCGCUGAGGAGCUGCCAUAUUCGACUCUGCAAGACGCGGGAUCCUCGGCUCCUCCGAUUAGCCGAGGAUGCCGCGUUGCAGGACUGUGGUAUCGCACGUCCGUAUCGAAAGCCGACCUCGAAAAGGGCCGUGUUGAUAACCCUCCCGCGUGAGCUCCGGCUCCGCAUCCUCGAGUUCACCGACCUUGUCACUCCAAGCAAGGAAGUCUGGUGGAGCCGGCAGCACUACAAAUAUGCGUGGGCGGACAUCGGAGCUCUCGGAUACUGUUUGGACGACAUGCGGUCCUGCCACUUCUUGGAGUGUUGGGCCGGGUUGUCUAUCGGCUGCUUUUGCCGUCGCCGCCACGCCGCCUUUUCGUCUACGUGCACAUGCUGGGUCCCGCCGGGACCAGAUCUGUUUCUCGUGUGCCACACCUUAUGUCAAGAUGCUCAGCUCGUCUUCUCGUCUAACCAUUUCAUCGUCUUCGAUUUGAACGUAUUCCCGUCUUGGGACUUACGUGACCGGAUCGAGGACAAAAACACUGAAAUCCUCACGAACCACUACCCAUAUGGGCGCCUCGCCGCCUCUCACUUCUUGCGGGACGUGAUCCCCGCCCGCUGCAUUGCCCACCUCCGCUUCCUUGAGCUACUCUUUCCCCCAUACCUUCCUCCGACCUGGCCGCAACCGGAUCACCCGGCAAUGCAAGACUGGCUGGAAACGGUCGGCUGGCUCCGGGAUAUGAUCAAUGGACCCGGACUUACUCUGCGACUGGUUGGGUCCGAGGUUGGCAUCAUGAGGCCGGAGGAACCCUAUACCGACACCAUCACGGCUGAAAAGAGAGCACUUAAACGAAGUGUCGAGCGUCGCGUUAUGGGCGACAGGUACGACAGUCUGCACGCAAACGGGACGCAGGAGCCGGCAAAAAGCCUCUGGCAGCAUGUGGAAGAUGCCCGCCCCCCCUAGAGCAAGGAAAUAAUGCUAGGUAACUUUUGUUUGCGGGACCCAGGAUAGAGCAAAUGCGGAAAUGUGGGUUACUAGUAGAGAAUCGAUGCAUUUUGUCGUUAUCGGCGUAUGUGUAAAGGACUCGGAACGGCUCAACCGAAAGGUGGCCGGCUAGAUCCUACUAGCUACAGGCACAGAUGCCCUAACUAGCAUACCUUAACAAUUGCUGCUGGAAGAGGCGCAAGAAAUACCUUGCACAGGUUGCAAGCUUAGGCAGAAGGCAAAAUAAUUUUUCAUGAAGAAG
This is a messenger RNA of Chaetomium strumarium, 1669 nucleotides long. RefSeq lists its product as uncharacterized. The record is from RefSeq and is a predicted model, not a curated record. The transcript has 5 exons. Lineage: Eukaryota; Fungi; Ascomycota; Sordariomycetes; Sordariales; Chaetomiaceae. Bases 1 to 1386 code for a protein of 461 amino acids.